This is a messenger RNA of Dothidotthia symphoricarpi CBS 119687, 759 nucleotides long. RefSeq lists its product as uncharacterized. The transcript has 3 exons. Bases 1 to 759 code for a protein of 252 amino acids. The record is from RefSeq and is a predicted model, not a curated record. Lineage: Eukaryota; Fungi; Ascomycota; Dothideomycetes; Pleosporales; Dothidotthiaceae.
AUGGCGGCUGUCUCAGAGGUCCGCAGUCAAGUUGCACACCAGCGAUUUCGAAACAGCGGCCGAAGUUCCGUUGACACAAGCUUUCACCCGCCCAUACAUGCCGGUUUGUGGGACCGUGAUGCAAGCGCAGGCAUGGAAGGUCGCGACAUAGAUGCCAGUGCGGGCCGGAUCAAUAGGAAAGUGUCGCGGACCGGCUGGCGAGUGGAAAACAAUGAUACGGCACGAGCACCUGGCAACUGCGUGUGGUGUCGCUGCCACUCGACAGAGGGCGUGUCGCAGAUAGCAGGGAAGCGCGGCGACGGGCUGCGAAUCGGGACGCUGGUCGACCGUGGGAAAGCUCCGUGCGCGUGCCUAUCAGGCUUCGUAGAGGCGUGCAUUGGUGGUGAGAGGUCGUGUGAGGGCGUCGCAUAUUGGUUUGAGGACGCCGCGCCCAUACGCGCCUGCCUGAGCCAGAAAAGGCCGCUGCAUCGCUCCCCCAUUGAUCGGCCGCCUGUAUUUGCACAACCUCAGCAGUGCUGCUCUCCCCAGCGACUCGACCCCCACCGGUGUGACCCGUCCGUCGACUCGUGCAUCCUGCAUCCAUCGACCAAAGCUCGCUUCUCCCGCCGCCGCCAAGCGAUAAACGCCCCCCUACGCUGCAGAAGCUCCUGCGCAGCUGCCAGGAACUCGAACGAUCUCUCCGCCCCGUCUCGCCUCGUCGUCGUCCACCGCCCUUCCAUCUCCGCUGCACAGGGCUCCCGCGCAGACUGCCCUAACUAG